Messenger RNA from Emiliania huxleyi CCMP1516, 1171 nucleotides. RefSeq lists its product as hypothetical. Gene Ontology annotation, biological process: pyrimidine nucleotide-sugar transmembrane transport. The transcript is spliced from 6 exons. Gene Ontology annotation, molecular function: pyrimidine nucleotide-sugar transmembrane transporter activity. Gene Ontology annotation, cellular component: Golgi membrane. The coding region runs from base 14 to 1171 and encodes 385 amino acids. The record is from RefSeq and is a predicted model, not a curated record. Lineage: Eukaryota; Haptophyta; Isochrysidales; Noelaerhabdaceae.
CUCGAUCGUCCAGAUGGUCGUCGCUCUGGUCCUCUGGUCCUCUGGCGCUGCAGCCUACCAUCGGCCUACGCCGCUGGCACGGCCGCUGCUCGCUGCUGGUGGCCCUCGUCUCGCGUGCGUGAGCCGACAUCGCGCUCCGCCGCCAAGCUGCUGCCAGCAGCCGCCCGUGGGAGAUGGAGCAGCUGCUGCCAGCACGCCUGCCAUGCUGUCGCUCGCUGCUGUGGUGCCAUUCCUCUCCCUCGUAUCGGUCAAGACGGCCACCGACCUCAUCACCAACCACGUCCGGCGACCGCCAGCGACCGCAAUGGCGCUGGUCUCUGAGAUUGCAAUCUUCCCGCUGAUCGUGGCCUGGCUGGUCGUCGGGAAUGGCGUGCGCCGGCUGCGCGGCGCCUCCGCCGCUGGCGAUCGCGACAUCGGAGCCGUCUUCCGCAGAGCGAUCACCGAACAGCCGCUCCGCCUGAGCGCCAUCGGCUCGGUGUACGCCCUCGACAACAUGCUCUACUUCUUCGCGCAGUCGAACGUGGGCGCCGUCACCUACACCGUCCUCGCCCAGGCAAAGAUCUUCUUCACCGUCGCGGCGCUGCGCAUGCGUGGCAUGCUUGGCCCGCUCCGGCCGCAGCAGAUGCUCGGCCUGAGCUGCCUCUUCGGCGGCGCUGUCCUCGUCGCUCUGAAGGACGUCGCGACCGGCGUCGCAGCCUCGAGCGGCAACCGCGCGCUCGGCAUCGCCGGGCUGCUCUGCGCGCAGGCGAAAGCCCCCUCCUCCCACACACUACAGAGACACUACAGAGACACUUCGCCGCGUCCGGAAGCGCAGGCGAUGACGUCAUUCGCAAACGUCGCGUACGAGCGGCAGCUGCGCGAGCCAGGCUGCGACUUGUGGGUCCGCAACGCGGCUAUCCUCGGGUCGGGAGGAGUGCCUCCCUCGCCCGCCGCCCUGCUCGCCGCCUUCCGCGCGCCGUGGGUGUGGCUCGUGGCGGCGAGCGCGGUCCUGAUCGCGCUGACCAUCUCCGCCGGCGGCAACGUGCUGUACGCCAUCUCGAAGCCGUGGCCGGUCGUCUUCGCGACGCUGACCACGUGCGUCGUCCUCGGCAACGUCCCCUCGCUCGGCUUCUUGGGCGGGAUCGCCCUCUCGGUCAGCGGGAUCGGCCUCUACUACGCGGCGAGAGCUUGA